CAAUUUUUAUCAUGUGAUUUUUGUCUAUAAAUUCUUGCGCUUCAGCGUAAUUACAUUAGUUGAGCUUCUACAGUGUUAGAACCAGCAUAGUGUUAAAAAAUUUUUUAUAAACUAAAAACAUUACUCAAACAUAAAAAUCAUGGUUACUCAAUGCAGACAGAACUUUCACGAUGAAAGUGAAGAAGCAAUUAACAACCAAAUAAACAUGGAGUUGUAUGCAAGCUAUAUGUAUCUAUCUAUGGCUUAUCAUUUUGAUCAAGACGAUGUUGCGUUAGACGGAUACUUCAAGUUUUUCAAGCAUCAGUCAGACGAAGUACGCGAACAUGCUCAAAAACUUAUGAAAUACCAAAAUAAACGUGGUGGUCGUGUAGUUUACAAGGAUGUUCAAGCUCCCCAAUUUCAAGUGAGUACGCCAGUGUCAGCCUUAGAAGCAGCGCUUGAAUUGGAAAAGAAAGUAAACGAGUCGUUGCUGAAUGUCCAUGCCAUUGCUGGAAAACACAGCGAUCCCCAGGCUUAUCAUUUUGAUCAAGAUGAUGUUGCGUUAGCUGGAUACUUCAAGUUUUUCAAGCAUCAAUCAGAUGAAGAACGUGAACAUGCUCAGAAACUUAUGAAAUACCAAAAUAAACGUGGUGGUCGUGUAGUUUACAAGGAUGUUCAAGCUCCCCAAUUUCAAGUGAGUACGCCAGUGUCAGCUUUAGAAGCAGCGCUUGAAUUGGAAAAGAAAGUAAACGAGUCGUUAUUAAAUGUCCAUGCCAUUGCUGGAAAACACAGCGAUCCUCAUUUGUGUGAUUUCUUAGAAUCAGAAUUUUUGGAUGAGCAAGUUGAGUCAAUCAAUGAGAUUGCUAAAUUGAUUACAAACGCAAAGAGAUGCGGCGAUGGUUUGGGUGUUUAUCAAUUUGAUAAAUUGAGCUUGUCAAGUUAAAUGUCAACUAUUUUUGAUUGUUUUGCCUUGAGGACUAUACAGAGCAAACAAUGUUUAUUGUUAAAGAUUUUUUUUUUAAUUUAAAGUUAAAGAGUUACCUGAUAUA
This is a messenger RNA of Hydra vulgaris (swiftwater hydra), 1028 nucleotides long. Its product is annotated as ferritin, heavy subunit. Gene Ontology annotation, cellular component: cytoplasm. The record is from RefSeq and is a predicted model, not a curated record. Gene Ontology annotation, biological process: iron ion transport; intracellular iron ion homeostasis. Gene Ontology annotation, molecular function: ferrous iron binding; ferric iron binding. Lineage: Eukaryota; Metazoa; Cnidaria; Hydrozoa; Anthoathecata; Hydridae.